AUGGUUCGUCGUCGUAUGGCUUCACCGAAACCGUCUCCACCAGUACACCGUCGUACGUCAUCGCCGAUGACUGCACGUUCUACACCAGUACCGAUGCAAACAAGCCCGCCAUCACCAAAUGCAACAUCACCUACACAUUUCGGUAUGGCACCUCCAUCACGUGGACCUGGAUUGAUGGGACAGAUGGCUGCAACGGCUGGUGGUGUUGCUAUCGGCUCUGCAGUUGGCCAUGCAGUCGGUGGCAUGUUAACUGGGGGUAGUGGCCAUGGAAACAACGGUGAAAUUACUCCAUCUGGGAAGCAACAGAUGGAACAACAUCAGCAGUACAGUAAUCCGUGUGAAUUUGAAUGGAAACAAUUUAUAGAAUGUGCCGAUACACAGAAUGACCUCAGCUUGUGCCAAGGCUUUAAAGAAAUUUUCAAACAAUGCCGUGCAAAUAAUCCAUGA
Messenger RNA from Cercopithifilaria johnstoni, 447 nucleotides. The record is from the annotation of a GenBank genome assembly. NCBI's taxonomy places the organism in Eukaryota, Metazoa, Nematoda, Chromadorea, Rhabditida, Onchocercidae.